AUGGGUGAUACUGAGGAAGCCAAUAGUGAAAUGAUGCAAAGGUUGCAAUCUUCUUUUGGAACAACACAAUCAUCAUCUUCUACAACGUCUAAACAACCUUUUUCUUUAAUAAAUCAGUUAGAUGUAUCUCAAUUGAAUUUGAACCAAACCCAAAUGCGGGUGAGGCAUUUUGCGAAUUUAGCUCAGAAUUUUAAUGGUGAUAGUAACAAAAGAGUAGGGAUUCCGCCUUCUCAUCCUAAUCAGAUCCCACCCAUUUCACCUUAUUCCCAGAUCCCGCAGUCUAGGCCAGCGAACCAGCAAAUGGGUUCGCAGAAUUUUAUUCCGGGACCUACUCAUUCACGAUCUUUAUCGCAGCCAUCAUCUUUUUUCUGCCUUGAUUCCUUGCCACCAUUGAGUCCAGCCCCUUUUCGUGACUCCUCUUCGACGUCGGUUUCAGACCCUAUUUCAAAUGAUGUGGCCAUGGAGGAUAAGGAUGGUAGCUCUCAUUCCUUGUUGCCACCUUCGCCGUUUAACAGGGGCGGUGCUCCAAGGGCUGGUGAGACUUUGCCUCCACGGAAAGCACAUAGAAGGUCUAACAGUGAUAUUCCAUUUGGACUUACUAAUGUGUUGCAAUCUUCGCCGUCCCUUAAUCCGUUGAGGGGUUCAGGUGGCUUGGAGCGGUCAAUGUCUGGCAGAGAGAAUUUAGGGGUGGCUAGGCCUGCUCAAUUGGUGAAAAGGGAAUGGGAGAGAGGUGGUGAAAGCAAUGCGGAGGGGAUGGGUGAGAGGAAAUCUGAAGGGGAAGUUGUGGACGAUUUGUUUUCUGCUUACAUGAAUUUGGAUAACAUUGAUGCUUUGAACUCCUCGGGGACUGAUGAGAAGAAUGGCAAUGAGAAUCGUGAGGAUUUGGAUAGUAGAGCUAGUGGAACUAAGACGAAUGGUGGUGAUAGCAGUGAUAAUGAGGCAGAAAGCAGUGUGAAUGAAAGUGGUGGUAGCCUGCCAAGAGGAGGAUUAAGUUCUUCCACAGAGAAGAGAGAGGGGAUGAAAAGGAGUGCUGGGGGUGAUAUAGCUCCUACCUCCAGACACUACAGAAGUGUGUCAAUGGAUAGUUUCAUGGGCAAAUUGAACUUCGGUGACGAGUCUCCAAAACUGCCACCUUCGCCAGGAACUCGUCCAGGACAACUAUCACCCACCAAUUCAGUAGAUGGGAAUGCUUUUAGCUUGGAGUUUGGGAAUGGUGAAUUUAGUGGCGCUGAACUGAAGAAAAUUAUGGCAAAUGAGAAACUUGCUGAGAUUGCUUUAAGUGACCCUAAACGUGCAAAGAGGAUCUUGGCGAAUCGCCAAUCAGCUGCUCGUUCCAAGGAGAGGAAGAUGAGAUAUAUUUCAGAAUUGGAACACAAGGUUCAGACUUUGCAGACGGAAGCUACCACAUUGUCUGCUCAGCUUACUCUUUUACAGAGAGAUUCUGUUGGUCUUACAAACCAGAAUAAUGAGUUGAAGUUUCGCCUCCAAGCCAUGGAGCAACAAGCACAACUCCGAGAUGCUCUAAACGAAGCAUUAACUGCUGAGGUCCGACGGUUGAAGAUUGCUAGAGCAGAGCGGGGUGGGGAAUCUGACCCUUCAAAGGGCAUGGUUCAGCAGCAGCUUUCCAUCAAUCCUCAGAUGUUCCUGCAGCAGCCACGACCUUCUCAACUUAACAUUCAUCAAUUGCAGCAGCAGCAGCAGCAGCAACCAUCAGGCUCCCAAAUCAACAUGCAUCAGUUACAACAGCAGCAGCAGUCCUCCCAGCCACAGCCUCAACAAAAUGGCAAUACUACCUCAAAGCCAGAUUCAAAUUAG
Dovyalis caffra is the source of this 1815-nucleotide messenger RNA. NCBI's taxonomy places the organism in Eukaryota, Viridiplantae, Streptophyta, Magnoliopsida, Malpighiales, Salicaceae. The record is from the annotation of a GenBank genome assembly.